Messenger RNA from Aegilops tauschii subsp. strangulata, 1065 nucleotides. Lineage: Eukaryota; Viridiplantae; Streptophyta; Magnoliopsida; Poales; Poaceae. The record is from RefSeq and is a predicted model, not a curated record.
GAAACCUAGCGACCAGUUCUGUAUGCGACGUUCCUUCCACUCUCGUUCUCCCGUGCUCCUGGUUCAAGCGAACCUGACGCGCCGCCGCCUACCCACGCAGGUCGCAGCGGCAGCCUCCACUCAUCCCGUCCUCCGGCCAUCCCCGCCUCGCCAUCCGGCCGACGACGCGCCCACCUCUUGCAGGCGGCUCCGCGACGCGCGCGGAGCGCAUCCAGCAGGCAGCAGCAGUCCGUCCCGUAGCUUCAAGCGCGGCAGGCGUUGGCGACCUCCCCGUUGGCUCUUGGCUGGAGAAGCGGAGGCGCCGGCAGCCGGAGCUACGAUUCGGCUCGCACAGCCGCACGCCGCCACCGGCGCCACGCCCUGCUCCGAGGAGGUUUUCUUGAUGGGGAAAAAGCUCGACUACAUGUUCAGAAUGCUGGGAGCUCAGAGUGCACCAUCGACAAUAUAUGAAGGAGCUGCUCAGUUGUCUGAUGGCUUGCUGGAGGCCGUCAACUUGGUGUCUAUCUGUUGCCUCAUAUCCAAGAAGGAUAGGAAGGCAAGGCAAGCAGAUACUGAACUCAACACAUCAACACCGAGAACGGCUGAGCAGAGAUGCUUCCUUCGACGGCUCAGCCUGCUGCGGCGGCGGCCUUGACGCAGCCGCAGCUGAGGCAGAUGAGGGCGCAGUGCAUCGUCUUCCUUGCCUUCAAGAACCAGAUGGAGCCCAGGAAGCGGCACCUCGACAUCGCGCUCGGUGAGGAUGACAUCGACGGGGCCGGCUGCCACGGCGAGACGACGACGAGCUCGCCUUCUCAAGCCUCGUCGUCCUAUGCUGCACCGUUGCCGCUGCCCCACCUCCUGCCCAUCUCCUCGCUGCGGCUGUCUCCGCCGGUGACGGAGCAGGAGCAGGAGAAUCGCCACCGCAACGACGACCCUGAAGCAAAGCACGAGUAGUUGAUUGAUGGUUGUAUUCUCUUCUCGCCCCUGCUGAGCCAUCGACCAAAAAUGAAUGAGUUUCCGUUCGGAUACAAAGUGUUGUUCUCAUACAUACAUACAUAUAACAACUUCGAUUAGCUUUCUCAUACA